CCCGCAUUCCCGUCCCCGCACGGAGCGCGGCGGAGCCCAGAUGGUGGACCGGCGCUGUGUUCGGCUGCGCCUUCCUCCCGGCGCGCAGGCCCUGGCGGCCCCGGCGAUCGGCCCGGACUUCGAGCCGCCGCCCCGGCCGGACCUGCGCUCGUCCAGCUCUGCCGCCUCCAGCCUUGCACCGUCGUACCUGCUGCGGAGCGUCCAGAGCGGGCCCCGCUUCAGGGGUGAAGGCGACAGCGACGGCUCUGCGGGCCGGAAGAAGGAAGCCGUCUAUGGCACACAACAUCGGGCGCUCGUCAGCCACUUAAAUGGGACUAGCCCGGCUGCCGAUCUCAAAGUCUCGAGCGCCAGGUUCCCCUGCGUCUCCCUCAGUGGAUCCCCCGUCUCCCUUGGGAGCCGGGAAAGUCACCUGAGUGGAGGCCAGGAUUCCCCUUCAGAGGCAUCUCCUUGGACGCCAGGGACUGAGGAAGGCCGUGGUGCCACGGACCCCGAUGCUCAGCACUGCAAGAUGUACUUGACACUCAUGUUCCGUGUGAAGGGUUCCUGCCUGGUCAAACCCUCAGUCUGCCUGGCCCUGCUAUGCCCUGCCUUCCUGGUGGUCGUGGUCCGCGUGGCUGAGUACCGCAACCACUUGUCGGACGUUCUGGCUGGCUUUCUUACCGGGGCAGCCAUCGCCACCUUUCUGGUCACCUGUGUCGUGCACAACUCCCAGAGCCGGCUGCCUUCUGGCCGAAGGCUCUCCCCCUGGGAGGACUUGGGCCAAGCCCCCACCAUGGAGAGCCCCCUCGAAAAGUUUAGUGUGGCCCAGAGCCGCAGAAGUGCACCCGCCAUGGCCACCUGAUCCCCAGCUGCGUGUCCUCCAGGGCUCCAGCCAUGUGUUCGUCGCCCUGUGUGCCCCACCCUCGGUUGAGGUCUGAGCCGACACCGCUGCCCCUGCCUGUGCCUGCACCAGCUCCCAGCCAGGGCCCCUCACCCUCCUCCCCGGGGCCUGGGGGGCCAGGUGGGGGAGGCGGACGUGGUCGGAAGCUGCUGCUGCCCACACCUCUACUGCGGGACCUGUACACCCUGAGCGGACUCUACCCCUCCCCUUUUCACCGGGACAGCUUCAGCCCUUACCUAUUUGCCAGCAGUGACCACCUGCUGUGAGGCCCCACCACCCACCCAGAACCUACCCGCUCCCCGUUUUUCCCCUGCUAUGCGUGUGUGUGCGUGUGCCGUGUGAGUGCCAAAGCCCCCUGUCCCCAAACCAGCCAGGCAAAAGGUAUCAGUGACUGGCUGGAAGGACAUUAGGGGGACCCUCCGCCUCUCUUGUCCUCCGGGACCAUCCAAGGGGCAUAACUAGGAGGUGGGCUUCUAGGGUGGCUCCUUUAAGGGCCAAAACCUGACCCUAUUGGCAACUGCCAGCCAGUGGGAACCCCCAGUUCUCAGAAUUCUAACCAAAAGGACUUUACUUCAGCCAAUGGGAACCUGCCCCGUCAAUUCUUAGAAUCUCAGGCAGAGGGCAACUCCAGGCAGUGUUCAGCGUCUGAACAACCAGUAGGAGUCCUUGGUUUUCAGAAUUUCUAAGGUGGGUGGGUAUGAUUCCAGUCAAUGGGGGACCGCCAACGUCGUAGCACGUGCCAAGGAGAGGAGGAAGGUGGGGUCAUCCUUUGUCACUGGGUCUUCUCAGAAUGAGAAUGCUCAGCAGGAGGGUGGGGGCAGGCUCCCCCGCGGCAGGGUCCUUGGGGCACCUAUUCCUGUCUCAGCCCCGCCCCCAUGUGCAACCUCUCACUGAGUCCCUCCUAACUCCCUACUUACGCAGGGCUAGCCCCAGUUCAGAGGUUUUUGGGGUUCAGGGUGCUGUGCUUCCCCUUGCCUGAGCCCGGGUCACUGUAAACCCUUCUGUUAGUUAUUAGGGCUGUGGGAAGGGGCCUCUUUUUCCUGGAACCCACCCCUGUUCUCCACACCGUUCCCCAUGCCUCAGCCUCAUGCAGAUGUGCCAUUAUAGAGGACAUGGGUGGAGCAGAGAGGGCUCCCCCUCCUCGGGCAGCCAAAGGCACUGGGCAGAGGAGACACUGCCCCCGCUUUCCUGCUCCCUCCUCAUCUUUAAUAAAGACUUGUUUGUA
Manis pentadactyla (Chinese pangolin) is the source of this 2105-nucleotide messenger RNA. RefSeq lists its product as uncharacterized. Gene Ontology annotation, biological process: signal transduction; phospholipid dephosphorylation; phospholipid metabolic process. The record is from RefSeq and is a predicted model, not a curated record. Lineage: Eukaryota; Metazoa; Chordata; Mammalia; Pholidota; Manidae. The coding region runs from base 41 to 841 and encodes 266 amino acids. Gene Ontology annotation, molecular function: phosphatidate phosphatase activity. The transcript is spliced from 6 exons.